Molecule: messenger RNA, 946 nt
Organism: Gossypium arboreum
Lineage: Eukaryota; Viridiplantae; Streptophyta; Magnoliopsida; Malvales; Malvaceae
Product: thioredoxin H9-like
Exons: 5
Coding region: 341-760 (139 amino acids)
Source: RefSeq, a predicted model, not a curated record
CCUUCGAAGCUUGAGCCUGCUUGACUCUAUUCCUGUUUGUGUUUGACUCUUUGGGCUUCUAAUCUACUACUCUGUUUCCUUCAUUGAUUUUUCAGAAGCUUUUCUUACCCAAAAUUUUCUGCUUACUCAUUCUUUAUUUAAUUUCUACAUCAUUAGAUUCCUUAAACCGCAAGGUUACUUUAACUUUCGCAUCUAGUAUUGGAUUCUUUUUAUUGUCACUAAUCUAAUCGGAAAAUCAAGCCUUAAUCUUUACAGUCUGCAAUGUCUGGACUUUGAUGUCUUCCCAACUUUCAAGGGUACUGAUACAUUGCUGCAGUUGGCGUUUUGGCAUUUUUCAAAUAUGGGACAUUGCUUCUCUAAGGAUAAAUCUGACGGAUCUGAUUCAGAACAGGCUGUUGAGUUUGUUGGUGGAAAUGUGCACCGGGUUACCUCUAAGGAGGAUUGGGAUCAGAAGUUGUCUGAAGCGAAGAGAGAUGGCAAGAUUGUUAUUGCAAACUUCAGUGCGACAUGGUGUGGGCCUUGUAGAAUGCUUGCACCAUUUUAUUGUGAACUCUCAGAGAAGCACCCUUCUCUAAUGUUCUUGUUGAUAGAUGUUGAUGAACUAACUGAUUUCAGCACCUCAUGGGAUAUUAAAGCCACUCCUACAUUUUUCUUUCUUAAAGAUGGGCAGCAAAUAGACAAGCUUGUUGGAGCAAACAAGCCAGAGUUGCAGAAGAAGCUUACUGCUGUUUUAGAUUCGGUGGGGAAUCAUGGGAAAUGACAUUUGUGAGGUUUCCAGUUUCAAAGACUUGGCAGUAUCUUCUUUUCUGUCUCUGUUUGUGUUGUCGUGAGCUUUGGUUGAAUGUGGUGUAUUUGUAAACUGUUGUUUGUUAUAUAAGUGUAAUAUUUGCAAUGCCUGGUUGCAUCAACGACCCUCGUUUAUCAAUGACCUUGUUAAGUUUGUGCA